Molecule: messenger RNA, 340 nt
Organism: Racocetra persica
Lineage: Eukaryota; Fungi; Glomeromycota; Glomeromycetes; Diversisporales; Gigasporaceae
Source: the annotation of a GenBank genome assembly
AAUAAUGUUGAUAAUGAAAACUUAAUGUUAGUUGAUGAUGAAACAGAGUUAUUAAUAGCAGCAGACCCGGAGCAAAUUGAAGUUGAAAGAAUUAAUGAAAUCGAUGAUAUUGAUAUCAAAAAAACCAACGAAGCCUCUCUAAUUAAUGCUACAAAUGCAGAAGUAUCAGUUUUAAGUCCAUUGCUACUAUCGCAAAAUAUUAACUAUGUUUUAAAUAGUUUAAAGCAGAGUGAUAAAAUCGUCAACUCAUCUUCAUCUAAAGUUACUAUACGAUAUGAACUUGAAACCCUUUUUUCAGAAAAACAAGCUGAUUGGAAAAGACGAGAUUUUGUAAAAGCCU